UCCCCAUGCGACAGUCUACUAUGCAUGCGCUUUACUGAGCAAUCUGACGACUCGGUCUUAAUGGCUGUUUCAAACCUUGCCUAGUAGAUGGCCGUGAUGACGUGCAGGUCACAGGUCACCAAAAUCUAUCCAAUCAGAGCGUGAAUUCAGAGUAUCCCAGCGUCCUGUUUGCAGGGCAGGGGGUACAAGCGAACAAACAUGUUAACAACUAAUCCAGCCAAUGUUGGUAUACUGUGUGUGCAUGUAAAAUUACCACCAGAGAGUUUUCUGAUCAAGAAUCCAAACAAUAAUACAAUUUUGAAUUAUUUUUCUGACAAUAAUUCAGCCAUGUCCUUUGAUCGUUAAAGGCACAAAGCAUCAAAAUAUUGUUUUUUUCAUACAUGUAGGUAGGCAUAAACAAAAAUGGAAGAGGACAAAAAUGGGACUUUUUGUUUUAAAAUGAGCUUUAUCUAUUGUUUAAAUCUAUUGAGUGCCCCCUCCUAAAAAAAGUGAGGCCACUAAAGUGCCUCCCUGUAAGUUGGGCCCCAGUUAUGCUACAGAAAUUGAAUGUGCUUGAUCACUUGAAACUUCAGCACUUUUUGUGUACAGCAUUUCUCAAGUUCACAAUCCACAAGUCCUACUAAUGUAUUAACAUACAAAUGUUCACUAAUCCAUAGGCCUACACACAGCUUAUCAGAAAAGAAUUGUUCAAAGUAGGCCUACAUUUUAAAAAGCUUUUUUUUCCACUAUGUACACAAAGCUCUAUGGUACUGUACUUUAACCCUAACUGCCCCUAGUAAAGCUAACUGUGUUUUUUGGUAUUUGACCCUCAAAGAGUCCUUUGUUAGGGUUAAGCAGUGAAGCAUAACACUGUAUGCCCUAAGCAUGAGCACAAACACUGACCUGCCUGGUUGUCCAAAUGCUGCCAACCUGUUGACCACAUAUUAUUACAUGUACAGGACAGCCAGUUUGUUUCAGUAUCAUGGCCAAUAUUCAUGAGCAGCCCCGUGUUAUACUGUGGUCAGUCCCUCGUUCCUGCACCACGGCAGUCCUGCGCUCCAUCAGCAAUCUAGAAGGCGGGGUUUUCUACAAUGACCCCUAUAACAAGGCCCUCUUUUGGGGACCAGAGUGUGAAUCUGCGUCCACCCCAGCCCCAAGAGCCACGGCCAUUCUGCCUAGUGCAGGCUCUGCAUACGACUCCUCUAUCUUCACAUACGCCUGGGUGAAGAAGACACUGGAGGCAGAACACAAGGAUGCCAGCUUGGUAUUCGUCAAGGAUUUUGCCAUGAGCCUUACAGGGAAGGUGGAUAUGGAUCACCUGCCUCAUGGGUACCGCCACACUUUCCUAAUCAGGAAUCCAAACAAGGUCAUACCCUCCUGGAGAAAAUGCCAUGAUGAGUGGAGACCAAGCAAACCACUUCUUGAUGAGGAGGCAAAGGAGGAGUGGCACAAAGCCGACAUGGGGGAGUACGCGGGUUUCAAGGACCUCCUGGAACUCUACCAAUACGUCAGAGAAAACCUGGAUCCGGCGCCGUUUGUCAUGGAUGCCGACGAUUUGGUCUCCCAGCCCGAGACUGUGAUGACUGCCUACUGCAAGGCCACUGGAAUUCCUUUCAGCAGGAAGCUGAUCGAAUGGGAGAAUGACAGCUCACCGAUGUACGCCAAAUGGAUCACUUGUCGGGACCAGUUAGGGUACUUCAACUGUGACUACCACACCAACGACAGGUGCAGUAGCGGCUUCAGGAAGAACGAAGACCUGCCCAAACCAGCUUCGACAUCCGUGACCAAUCCUAAGGCCAUUGAACAAAUAGCUAAGUGUGUGCCUUACUACGAAAAACUCUAUCGUGAACGCUUUGUCCCGUAAGGUACUGUCUGUGACUUUUAACAGUAUCAGAGCUAGUUGCUGUACUAUAUUAUUGGACCAACUUCAGCUUCAUUAUGUGCAGAUAGGCAGCAUAUAUGAAUCAGCAUAAAUGAAUCUAUCAUUUGAUGUACAUAUACAAAUGUAUUCAGCUGAAACAUCCAUUUAUCUAAAAAAAAAAAAAAAAAAAAAAAGUCUCAAUCAUUUUGGAGAUAUUUGUAAAACACGUAUUUCAAAUAUUACAUGUACAACAUUACAUUCAAAAUUUUAAAAUGCAGCACCGCAGAAUACAUGUAACUUCACAGGAUAUUUGGUACAAUAAGUACAUAAAUCUCUAAAGAUUUGUUUUGGAUAAUAACGCAGUGUCUUUGUUAUUUGUUACUAAUACAUUGUUCUCUCUUUAAAAUACCAAGGCAUGUACACAGACGUUAGUGUAUAAUGAGAAUGAGAAUAAACUUAAAGAGUUUAAAA
This is a messenger RNA of Patiria miniata (bat star), 2311 nucleotides long. RefSeq lists its product as uncharacterized. The transcript has 2 exons. Bases 962 to 1843 code for a protein of 293 amino acids. NCBI's taxonomy places the organism in Eukaryota, Metazoa, Echinodermata, Asteroidea, Valvatida, Asterinidae. The record is from RefSeq and is a predicted model, not a curated record.